CGUGCUCACGGACGGCGGGGCCAUGGCGAUGGUGCGGCUGUGCUGCGUUAUGAGCGGCGGCCCGGCUCCGUCCUUGGGGAAAUUCCUGCGCUGGGAGUUGCGGAGGACGGCGUGGACGAAGGAAGCUGCCGGCCCGCCCCGCUCGCUCGGUACGUCUGUGUGUCUGCGGUCUCACUGUGCUCCUCCUGACGUGGCCCCGCAGAAGGCUGGAGAUGGGAAAAGCGAGGAGUUCGACGUGGUGUACCGGUUCCCGGGCAUCAAGUACUGCCGCGUGCUGUCCAGGCUGAAGCUGCUGCAGACCGCGACCACCCUGCUGGUGCUGCCGCCCGUCUGUUACCUGCACCUGCAGCAGCAGCUGCCCCAGGCCGUGCUGCUCUACACGGCCGGCAUCGCACUCUUUGCUGGAGUGAUGCUGUACGGGAUGAGCUAUUUUUUCCGACGAAUUAUCGGAUUGAUCUACUUAAGUCGAUCAGGAAGAACUGUCAAAGUGGCCCACUUGACGUUCUGGGGGAGGCGCAAUGAUAUUUGCUGUCCCAUGGAGAAGGUGAUGACUUUGGAUGAGGUCGGGGAUGCCAGAGGGGAGCUGCUGCUGCGGUUCAGGCGCUAUGACAGCACAGAGAUCUUGUAUUUCACGAUCAAAUACGGCCAGAUUGUGGACAGACAGAAGUUUCUGCAAAUAUUUGGAGAGCUGCAGUGAUGGGGCAGCAGAGUGCUGCUGGUGUUGCUUGUUGCGUUGUUACCUGUGUGGAUUCUUGCGUGACGGCUGUCUGUAUACAGACAUUUGUGGAGGCAGCUCUUUGUAGGAAUUUAUUUGAUAUGCUCUGAUGAUUGGGUGUAGGCACACUAGGAGUAAAAUGAAGAGCCUCGGAGAAGUCCAAUUAUAAAUAUUUUAUUUAAGAAUACUGAUUACACGAGACGUCAUUCCGUUAUGAAUUUGUGUACAAUUACUAGUUCCACCAUGAAGUGUACUUAAGUAUUGGUUUAAACAUUUAUUUGGCACUGUCCACGGUAUGCUGUAAACAAUAUUAACUUCAUGUGCUUCA
Centrocercus urophasianus (Greater sage-grouse) is the source of this 1043-nucleotide messenger RNA. It is a transcript of the gene TMEM186, whose product is annotated as transmembrane protein 186. Bases 23 to 697 code for a protein of 224 amino acids. NCBI's taxonomy places the organism in Eukaryota, Metazoa, Chordata, Aves, Galliformes, Phasianidae. The record is from RefSeq and is a predicted model, not a curated record. The transcript is spliced from 2 exons. Gene Ontology annotation, cellular component: mitochondrion.